Passer domesticus (house sparrow) is the source of this 1701-nucleotide messenger RNA. RefSeq names its product 3-hydroxy-3-methylglutaryl-CoA synthase 2 (gene HMGCS2). The coding region runs from base 1 to 1479 and encodes 492 amino acids. Gene Ontology annotation, cellular component: mitochondrion. Gene Ontology annotation, molecular function: hydroxymethylglutaryl-CoA synthase activity. Gene Ontology annotation, biological process: acetyl-CoA metabolic process. NCBI's taxonomy places the organism in Eukaryota, Metazoa, Chordata, Aves, Passeriformes, Passeridae. The transcript has 9 exons. The record is from RefSeq and is a predicted model, not a curated record.
AUGGCUCUACCCCCACCCAGCUCACGGGGUUUUACCCCCCCGGAGCUGCGGCACGUGUCAGGCGUGGACUGCGCCCCGGGCAGCGCGGAUGGUGCCUGGCCCAAGGAUGUGGGCAUCCUGGCCCUGGAGGUGUACUUCCCUGCCCAGUACGUGGAUCAGGAGGAGCUGGAGCGGUUUGAUGGCGUGGAGGCCGGCAAGUACACACGGGGCCUGGGCCAGAAGCAGAUGGGCUUCUGCGCCGCCCACGAGGACAUCAACUCCCUGUGCCUGACCGUGGUGCAGCGGCUGGUGGAGCGCGGGCGCCUCUCCUGGGACGCCAUCGGCCGCCUGGAGGUGGGCACUGAGACCGUCAUCGACAAAUCCAAGGCCGUCAAGACCGUCCUCAUGCAACUUUUCCAUGACUCUGGCAACACUGAUGUGGAGGGCAUUGACACCACCAACGCCUGCUACGGGGGCACGGCCUCGCUCUUCAAUGCAGCCGCCUGGGUGGAGUCCAGUGCCUGGGAUGGUCGCUACGCCGUGGUGGUGUGUGGGGACAUCGCUGUCUACGCCACGGGGAACGCGCGGCCCACGGGAGGUGCUGGUGCCAUUGCCAUGCUGGUGGGACCCAACGCCCCGCUGGUGCUGGAGAGAGGCCUGCGUGGAACCCACAUGGAGCAUGCCUACGACUUCUACAAGCCAAAUCUGUCCUCUGAGUACCCGGUGGUGGACGGGCAGCUCUCCAUCCAGUGCUACCUGCGGGCGCUGGACCGCUGCUACGCCGUGUACCGACGGAAGGCGGAGACCCAGUGGCAGCAGGCUGGCAUCCAGAGGCCCUUCACCCUCGAUGACUUCAAGUACAUCAUCUUCCACUCACCCUUCUGCAAGCUGGUGCAGAAGUCGGUGGGGCGGCUGCUGCUGAACGACUUCUUGGCCUCCCCCAACCCCGACACAGCCUCUGGCCUCUACAAGGGACUGCAGUCCUUCCGCGGUGUGAAGCUGGAGGACACCUACACCAGCAAGGAGGUGGAGAAGGCAUUCCAGGCUGCCAGCCAGGACAUCUUCAACCAGAAGACCAAGCCCUCACUCCUCCUCUCUUCCCGCAAUGGCAACAUGUACACACCAUCCAUGUAUGGCUGCCUGGCCUCCCUCCUGUCCCAGUGCUCAGCACGGGACCUGGCCGGCUCCCGGAUCGGUGCCUUCUCCUACGGCUCGGGACUGGCGGCCAGCAUGUUCUCCUUCCGUGUCUCGCAGGAUGCAGCCCCAGGCUCACCCCUGGACAAGCUGGUGUCCAGCCUGGCUGACCUGCCCGCUCGCCUGGACGCCCGCAAGCGCGUGGCCCCACAGGACUUCGCCGAGAUCAUGAAGCGACGGGAGGAAACCCACCACUUGGCCGACCACGCUCCCCACGGCUCCCAGGCGGAUCUCUUCCCCGGAACCUGGUACCUGACCCGGGUGGACUCCAAGUACCGCCGCGAAUAUGCCAGGAAGCCCAUCUAGAGUGGGAUCACCAGAGUGGUGAGCCCUGGGGAGGGGGAUGCUCUCUUUCCCCCUGUUCAUUCCCUGCAUCUGGGCUGGCCUGUGUGGGAAAGUUCCCUUUGUAUGGGUGGGGAAUGGCCAGCAGUGGCUCAGGCCCCAGAGCUGCUGGAGAUGGCAGCGUCUUCUGCAAACACCUGGGCAGUGCAGGGGAAUAAAGGUGCAGAUGGGAGGGGCAGCAGUCCA